This is a messenger RNA of Magnusiomyces paraingens, 327 nucleotides long. RefSeq lists its product as uncharacterized. The transcript has 2 exons. The coding region runs from base 1 to 327 and encodes 108 amino acids. Lineage: Eukaryota; Fungi; Ascomycota; Dipodascomycetes; Dipodascales; Dipodascaceae. The record is from RefSeq and is a predicted model, not a curated record.
AUGGAAGCUGCUAAGCAUACUCUUCGUUAUCUUAAGGGUACUGCUGAACUUGGUCUUGAAUAUCGAGCUCAGAAAGUCUACAAGCUUGUUGGCUAUAGUGAUGCCGAUUAUGCACAGGACAAGCAGGACCGUAAGUCCUUUACUGGGGAUGUAUUGCAUGGCUCAGAACCCAGUGUUCAUCGUCGCACCAAGCAUAUUGAUGUUCGUUAUCAUGUUGUGCGUCACUAUAUUCGCAGUGGAGUAAUUCAUCUGGAGUAUCUUGAUACUCAAGUGAUGUUGGCAGAUAUGUUCACUAAGAAUCUUGGUCGUGUGAAGUUUGAGACAUGA